UUUAAUUUAAUUUUAACUGCACACGAACUACAUCAAUGAUUAGUCACAAUAGACAAACCACAGCUGUCAACUCCUUCAAAAAUCUCACUUGACAAAGGUUGGAGAAAACAUGAAGACAGAAAUUAAAUAUUUAAAGGGGUCAUACUCGGGCUGUUAAAUAUGAAGCUGCAUAUACUUGUCAGGUUCCAAAGGUAUGGCAGUUUCUUCCUGUAAACUUAUUGUUCUGUAAAAUAACAGAAGGUCAAGUUGGGACCCCUUAAAAAAGCCAAAAUACAAUCUCAAUAAUCGGUGGCCGUUCAGCUGAAAAGUGAAACUGCCUUUGAGUACUCCUAUUGAAAACAAAGCACUGAAGAUUGAUCAUUACUGUGUAUUGUCUGUAAACAGCAAUAGUUCCAAGGUAGCAGAAGAGAUGACUGAAUAGGUUUUGUAAUGCCCUCGUGGUUAUGAGCUUUUGUGCCUGCAUGGUGCAGACUGCAGUACAAUGAAGACGGGAGGAGAAAUCAUGACAUCUUCCGACGUAGGUGGCUAGGGGUGAUUGUGCAAGUUUUGUUUUAAAGGUCUGUUUGAGAGAUUUUUGUUUCAGUUGCAACUGUGUUUAGUUCAACUAUAUCACUAUCUCUUCUGUUGAAAUGGAAAAUGUUACCGUUGCCCCCCCCCCCCUUUUCCUUUUUUUUUUAAAAACGUUUGAACGUAAUUUUAGCCAAGUUGUUUCCUAAAUUAAGUUUGUUAUGUUCAUGGAUUUACACCAUUGUAAAUAAAAAAAAAUGUGGAACAGAAUCUCCAUGUGACUAAUUGUGUCAUAUGUCAGAAGACACACAUUUUAGCAAAUAUUGAGGAAGUGCUGUGACAGAGACACUGGAAUGCAUCUUUGGCCAGCAUCUCCUCUCCUCACUGGUGAUGGACAAUAUCACCACAGAAUGAGAUGAAGUGCUACAAAACAUUUAAUUCCUGAAAAAACUGUCUGUCCGCAUCAGGUGUUCAACGGAAAUUCCAAACCUUAUGACCUGCUCAUGGCAAAGAUGAGCUGGACGACUGGUACACAAUGUGUUGCCAAGGGAGACCAUAGGAAGCCCAAACCUGGAGAGCUGUUGUACCACAAAGGAGACAUACUCACUAUUGUCGCCAUGACCACGAAUAAAAGAUGCUACAGAGCCAAACAUAACUCCACCGGAGACGAGGGGAUCAUAAAUAGCGACGAUGUGCGGGAAAGAGAAGCUCUGCGUUUGGAUCCAAGCCUCAGCCUCAUGCCCAGAUGGUUUCACGGGAAUAUCUCGGGCCCAGAGGCGGUCCGCAAGCUGCAACCGGCCCAGGACGGCCUGUUCCUGGUGCGGGAGUCAAACCGACACCCAGGCGAUUAUGUGCUGUGUGUCAGUGUCUCUGGGGAAGUCAUCCACUACCGAGUGAUGUAUCAGGACAACCUACUGACCAUUGACAACAAUCAGCACUUUAACAACCUCAUUGACAUGAUCGAGUUCUACUCACAAAACAAGGGUGCCCUUGCCCGAACUCUACUGAAGCCCAAACCAAAACAAGGAGCCAAGUCGGCUGAGAUGGAGCUGACAAAAGCUGGAUGGCUGCUGGACAUUACCGCACUGAAACUGGGACACAUCAUCGGAGAGGGGGAGUUUGGUGCUGUGUUCGACGGUGAAUAUUUGACCCAGAGGGUGGCAGUAAAGACCAUUAAGUGUGAUGUCACAGCCCAGGCCUUCCUGCAGGAGGCCACAGUGAUGACGAAGCUACAACAUAAAAACUUGGUGCGCUUGCUGGGGGUCAUCCUGCACAAAGGCCUUCUCAUUGUCACGGAGCUCAUGACGAAGGGAAAUCUCGCAAACUUCCUCAGGACGAGAGGACGAGCACUCGUUGGCUCUGUGCAGCUUCUUCGCUUUGCACUCGAUGUGUGUGAGGGAAUGUCGUACCUGGAAUCCAAGAAGCUGGUCCACAGGGACCUGGCGGCCCGCAACGUCCUGCUCUCUGACGACGACGUGGCCAAGGUCAGCGACUUCGGGCUGACGAGGGCGGCCUCCAGGGUAUCAGAUGACCAGCGUGCCAAACUGCCUGUCCGCUGGAGUGCCCCUGAAGCUCUGACGAAAGAGAAAUACUCCACAAAGUCAGAUGUUUGGAGUUAUGGCAUUCUGCUCUGGGAAAUCUUCUCCUAUGGUCGGCAACCAUAUCCAAAGAUGGUAGGAAGCCUCAUCGUAAUAACUGCAUCUUUGAAGGAGGUGAUGGAGCGAGUGGAGGGCGGCUUUCGCAUGGAGGCACCAGAAGACUGUCUCCCCGCUAUUUACGCCCUCAUGACCAUUUGCUGGGCCAAGGAACCUCGCAGAAGGCCCACUUUUCACAAAAUGAGGGAAAAACUUGAACAAGAGAUGAAAAAACGAAGUCCGGGUCAUGAGUUGCAACAUCAAGAUGGAGUCAUGCGUGGAUCCGGAUAUGGAGGUGGCUACCCCACUCACAUUGUUUAAAUUCAAUUGGACAGUUUUUUUUUUUGGAGGGGAGGUUUUCGUCCACUUAUGACUUCUUUCUCAACAUUAUGGACUACAAAACUUUCAUUCAGAGUUAUAGUACACUAACAAGGCAUUCUGAUUUAAGUUUUGGAUUUCUUCGAUGGUCUUCUAGGUUUUUCUUUUUAAGAAUGUAAAUAGGUUGCUAGUGAGUGGGACACACCUCUGUUUUUUUUUUUGCAAUCACUUUAUUGAAUGUUGUAGGACUUGAUGCAGACUUGAAAGAUAUGUUAUGUAUGUCUUUUUCGAUCCCAAACACUUUUGGUCAAUAGAUUACCUAAAUGUAGUUUGUCAUGAAUAGCUGCACUUUUAGGUUUUUCAGAUUAAGAUUCUAUUAUUGGAUCUAUCGCUGACCUUUGGCAAGAGGGUGGACCACAUUGGACUAUUUGCCAGCCAAUUGCUAGGUUCAUACACAGCUCUCCAUGAUAUGAAUUAUUUGUGUUUGGACUUAAAUUCAAAAAAGGAGAAUCCAACCUUCGAUUCAAGUGCUUUUACCAUUCAGGGAUGGGGGAGUGGCACAUGAAGGAAUAAUGCUUUUAUGUCAAAUCAUGUGCGCAACAAUUAUUAGCACCGCUGAUGUUGAUACUUUGUAGAACCCCUGGCCAUCGAUUCAUCAAUCAUUCUGUUAUUUUAGCAGUUGGCCAUUUUAGAUCAUAUGAAUAGUGUUUAUUUUCUUUCCCUAUUUCAAAGAUGUUGACAAAAUAGGUCAAGUUAUACACAUAAUUAUGGUAUAUAACUGGUAUCAGGAAUAAAAAUACAAAUUACGGUAUGUGUAAAUUACCCGAACUCAGUCUGUGUUUUGAUUCGUUAUCAGUCUUGAUAGCCUACACAACGGUAUCUUUCUUUCGAUCAUUGUGUCCAUGGGACUUAGUUUAAAGGCAUGCAAUAAAAAAUGUUAUUUUGUUACUGGCCCACAAGCCACUUCACUUGAGGACUCGGCAGAAAAUGUAGUCCUUUAUUGCUGGAUUGUUGUCACAUUGGAUGAGCGCGUUGAGGAGAUUUAAGUCAGCGUAAGCUCGGUAUUUGUCUCUGUCCCGUGAGACGCGAACCCAAAUUGAGGCUUCAUCCUCCUCACCCAAUGAACCAGCGUCCUGUAGCAUUGCGUCAAUCUGCUCCGUGUUUUUUUUUUCUUCUCAAGACCUAUAAUGGGAUGACCUGUAAUUUUCUACACAAGGAUUUACUGCAAACCAAAUGUAAAAAAAUGACAAUGAUAAUAAUAAUAGAAGAUUGGAUGGGGUUGCGUGAGGAUUUACUUUUGCUUGCUGUGUACUUGGGGUGAGCUUUUCUGUCACAGGACAUACUGGUGUUUUUAUCCCAGGCCAUAUGUUAAUGGUACAUCUAAUUCCUUCUAAGGUGGGCUUUCUGUUUGACUCCGGCGGACAACAAGCUGCCUAAUGACAAUUAAGUGACACAGAGCAAGGGAACCUUUUCGCUCGUACUUAAUAUCCUUCACAAUCUCUCUCUAUACGUGAUCUUGAUCACUAUGUAAUGCAAUUGUCAAUCACAUUUUAAAUUAUACGCUUUUAUCACUUUUUAAGUCAAUAAAUGAUUCAUUAUUUAUCGACACAUAUAGUUUAUUUAAUUACGCCCUUUCAAAUCCACAUCAGUACUUCUUUUAAUCAUUUAACCUCGAUCGUCUCGGAUAGAGGUGGCUUUUAAUUUUCAUGGAGUAAUUUAUAUCAUUAAAGUGGAGCAGUUGCAUAGAUUACCUGUCAACUAACACAAUCCCGCUAAGAACUGUAUGUUUAGCCCACAACGCGUUUUAGUGCCUGUAAUUAGGUCGUGCUCAGACUUGAGACGUAUGCCGCUGAAUUGAUCGAGAGCUGGCUCAAUUUCUAUUCAAAACUUUGCAAUUCAUGUAUCACAAUUGGGAGAUCACUGGUGGGGAAAGUUUAUUCAAGUUGUCUGAAUGGCUUUUGGGAGCACACCCCAAAAAUAAAAUGAGAACGCCUUCAAAUGUCCGUUUUUGCAGCAAGUCUUUGCCGUUCUUUUGUUUGGUUAGUAGUUACUGCUUGUCUCAGUCCAUGUUAAGAACACCAGUGAAUCACAUGACCAUCACCUUCGCUGCCUCACUCUUCCCUCCUCUUCCUUGAUCCACCAUCCCCCCCACAGCCUGUCUGUGCACCACUCGGGGUAAGCUGACACUGCGCAUUUACACGUUAGCUGCUUUUACCUUUAAUAGGAUCAGGGCGACUUACGUUGUCAUUUGAUAAAACCACGCAUCUUGAAAACUACACUGCUGUCCCCUUAACCAAUUUAUGCACAGGAUAACAGGCAAACAGUAGUAGGCCAAAGAGUUGCACGAGCAAAAUUGGAACGAGAUAAUCACCACAAUCUUGUUGUGACUGAGAGAUUGUCGAUUAACUUGCAAACACUGUGGUUCUUUCCUUCUUUUCCUUGCCAGUGAAUGGAAACAAACUAUUUUAGCUAGCAUCUGGGAGACGA
Molecule: messenger RNA, 4946 nt
Organism: Hippocampus zosterae (dwarf seahorse)
Lineage: Eukaryota; Metazoa; Chordata; Actinopteri; Syngnathiformes; Syngnathidae
Gene: matk
Product: megakaryocyte-associated tyrosine kinase
Exons: 14
Coding region: 1011-2462 (483 amino acids)
Biological process (GO): protein phosphorylation
Molecular function (GO): protein binding; ATP binding; protein tyrosine kinase activity
Source: RefSeq, a predicted model, not a curated record